AGAGAGAGAGAGAGAGAGAGAGAAAUUGCAGAUUCUCGUCUUCGCAUCGCUAUUGGUUUCCUCCUCGCCCUUUAGCGCACGCCGCGCACCUCUCACGCCCAAAUCAGCGAUGCUCGUACCUGGCGCAAGGCGAAGAUCCCUCAGCAUCAGGACCAGCGGCUCUCCAUGACGACUGAACCUCCAGCAUGGUCCAGAAAUCCCGCAACGGCGGGGUGUAUCCCGGCCCGCAAGCCGAGAAGAAGCUUAAGGUGGGCUUCGUGGGGCUGGAGGCGGGAGCGACGGAGUCCAGUCGAGACGGCGCGCUGCUCAUCGCGGGCGCCGAGGCGACAAAGCGCGGCAGCAUCUUGAGCAAACAGCGCUCCAGCAUCUCGGGCAAGAGGCCGCCGAAACGCAACGCUUUCUAUCGACGCUUGCAGAAUUUCCUCUACAAUGUGCUGGAGAGACCGCGCGGAUGGGCGUUCAUCUAUCACGCAUACGUUUUUCUGCUGGUCUUCUCGUGUCUGGUCCUGUCUGUCUUCUCCACCAUCAAAGAAUAUGAGAAGAGCUCUGAAGAUGCCCUUUAUAUACUGGAAAUUGUAACCAUAGUGGUUUUUGGAGUGGAGUACAUUGUGAGGAUCUGGUCUGCGGGAUGUUGUUGUCGAUACAGAGGAUGGCGCGGGAGACUGAAAUUCGCCAGGAAACCUUUCUGUGUUAUCGACAUCAUGGUCUUAAUUGCUUCUAUCUCAGUGUUGGCUGCUGGAACGCAGGGAAAUGUCUUCGCCACAUCGGCCAUCAGGAGUCUCCGAUUCCUCCAGAUUCUGCGGAUGAUCCGCAUGGAUCGUCGUGGAGGAACGUGGAAACUCUUGGGAUCUGUGGUCUAUGCACACAGCAAGGAGCUGAUCACUGCCUGGUAUAUUGGUUUUCUGUGUCUGAUCCUGGCAUCGUUUCUGGUGUACCUCGCUGAGAAAGACGACAAUGUGAUGUUUGAAACAUACGCUGAUGCUCUGUGGUGGGGUCUGAUCACUCUUACGACCAUCGGCUACGGUGAUAAAUAUCCAAUAACCUGGAACGGACGGCUUCUCGCAGCGACCUUCACCCUGAUCGGCGUGUCCUUCUUCGCCCUUCCCGCUGGAAUCUUGGGUUCUGGGUUUGCUUUGAAAGUUCAGGAACAACAUCGACAGAAACAUUUCGAGAAACGCAGAAAUCCAGCCGCUGGCCUCAUUCAGGCUGCAUGGAGGUUUUAUGCAACAAAUCUGAAUCGUACAGAUCUCUACUCAACGUGGGAUUAUUAUGAGAGAACUGUUUCAGUACCCAUGUACAGACUCAUACCUCCUCUGAACCAGCUCGACCUACUGAGAAAUCUAAAGAGUAAAUCUGGGCUCUCCUUCAGAAAAGAUGCCCAACCUGAACCGUCACCCAGUCAGAAGGUGAGUUUGAAAGAGCGCGUGUUCUCCAGCCCGAGAAACUCGGCUAAUAAAGGGAAGAAUUCACCUCAGAGUCAGCUGCCGAUCCGUCGCUCACCCAGUGCAGAUAACAGCAUUGAAGACAGUCCAUCUAAAGUACCCAAAAGUCUGAGCUUCAGCGAUCACCGCACUCGAGCCAGACAAGCCUUUCGAUUUAAAGGAGCGGCGUCACGCCAGAAUUCAGAAGUUCUCAUUGAGAUGCAAGAGGAAGAUUUGAGACACAGGAACUCCCCAGAAGCCAGUCUGCCUGGAGACGAUAUUGUUGAUGACAAUAAAAGCUGCCAUUGUGAGUUUGUGCCUCAGGAUUUAACGCCGGGACUUAAGGUCACCAUCAGGGCUGUGUGCAUUAUGAAGUUUAUGGUGUCCAAGCGAAAGUUUAAAGAGAGUUUACGGCCGUAUGAUGUAAUGGAUGUUAUAGAGCAGUACUCUGCCGGUCAUCUCGACAUGCUGGCUAGGAUUAAAAACCUUCAAUCCAGGUUAGAUAUGAUAUUGGGUCCGCCGGGCCCCGGCACCCCUCGCCCAAAGAAGUGUUCAAGCCAAGGAACCAAAGAGUCGCCUCAGUACUCGACUAGAGUGGAUCAGAUUGUUGGUCGAGGUGCUGCAAUGACAGAUAAAGACCGUCCUAAAGGAGUAACUGAGUCUGAAAUGCCUGAAGAUCCCAGCAUGAUGGGAAGACUCGGAAAGGUGGAGAAACAGGUGAUGUCUAUGGAGAGAAAACUGGAUUUCCUGGUGAACAUCUACAUCCAGCGAAUGGGCAUUCCACAGUCUGAGACUGAUGCUUACUUUGCUUCCAAGGAGCCCGACCCGGCGCCUCCGUACCACAGCCCGGUGGACCACAUGGAGAAGAGCGGCUCCAUUAACAAAAUCAUCCGCUCCAACAGCGCCGCAGGCCAGAAGAACUUUGACCCGCCCCCCUCCACCUGCAUCAACCACCACUGCCCGCCGUCAACAUCCUGGCAUGCGCAAACCCUCCCAACACCCAGCCGACAGGGUAGUCGGGGCACCUCGCCCGUGGGUGACCCGUCGCUUGUCCGCAUCCCUCCGCCUCCGGCCCACGAGCGCUCUUCUGGCGCUCACAACGGGAGUUCCCGAAGUUCCGGGCAUCAUCAUUCUCGAGGAGGUGGAGGCGGGAUGGAGGACGGACGCCCGUUGGCUCUUUCACAGCGGCAGCCAGGAGCGGAGAGUGACACGUCCAUAUCCAUCCCCUCGGUGGACCACGAGGAACUAGAACGCUCCUUCAGUGGCUUCUCCAUCUCUCAGUCCAAGGAAAACUUGGACUUUCUCAACAACGCCUAUUUUAGCGGCGUGUCGCGGUGCGCUAAAGUCAGACCCUACAUUGCCGAGGGCGAGUCGGACACGGACUCCGACCUGUGUGCCCCCUCUCCACAUUCUGCCACUGGAGACGGUGCCUAUGGAGACAGAGGUUGGUCUGGUGGUCCCAAGUAGAAAGAAACUUUACAAAGUAGGAUUUAACCCAACCGAGAGCAGCGUGUGGAGCAAGGACACGCGAGACUGUGGGCAGUAAGCUGCACGUGUGUUUAAAAAGAAAUCUCACAAACGCAGCUUCGUGACCAGUAGGACCGUGGAAACGCCAGCAACCGAAGUCUGAGAAUGUCUGCUUCUGAAGUCUGGACAAAAGGUCUUUGUGAUAAAGCUGAGAGUCAAGCACUUGCUUAUUCAUCAGCUCUUACCUGGCCGUACGGCCGAGAGAGACGGGUGGUAACAUGAGGAUGGAUGAGAGACAUCUGAAGACGAAGGAAAGAGAGAAAUAAUGUCUUUAUCAUUUCAUAUGUGGUGCAUUUUCAUCCUUAAGAACACAUGUUAAGGAUUCACACAUUGUCAAUGUGUGUCUUGUGCUGGUUAAAGAAACACUCACCUCUGGUUAAAGAAAUACUCACUCAUGUCAUUUCAAACACUUACGUGAAACACUUCUAUACCCACAGAAUCAAGUCUUAUAGAAAAAAAACAGCAGAGCUCAUACUGUAGGUUGUUUUUCCAAGCAGCUUAUUAUGACCUAUUCUGGGUCCAAGCAAACAGAUUUCAAAAGAAACUACAAUCAUUUGCGAUCGGUACUUGUUUAUAACAUUUAGGCUAAGCUUUUAUAAACUCAUGGUGUUCACUACAGUCUACUUUAGUGUCAAGGACGCUAACAUUUUAAUGCUUCAUUAACUCUUUUCCCGUCAUUGACAAGUUAACUCCUCAAAUAAGAGAAAAUGCUUCCAAGUGACAAGUUUUUCCGCCAAUCCAUAUUUUUUUCUAUUAUUCAGCAGAUGGCACUCUUACCCAACUUAUAAAACCUGGAAGCAGCCCCUUAGGGCAAAAAUUUCAAACUCUGAAUCAGAUUUCUAUCAGAAGCUUUCAAAAACGCAAUUAUUUCAAUUUUGGUAUUUUUAAAAAAACCUACCCAUAUUUGAUAGGUGAUAAAAAGAGAACAAAUCAAGGUAGGAUCAAUGUUUUUUUUUAUGGAAGGCUGAAAAUCAUAAAAAAUGCUGUGGCUGGCUGGUAACUUUUUUAAAAACGCUGGCAGGGAAAGAGUUAAAAAUUAAUCGCUGUAUUGCUAUCUGGAACUUCAGUAUGGAGAUUUUUUUGUUGUUUUUAAAGCUCACUGAGUGUCUAUUAGUAUUUUUUGUUGUUUGCUUAAAGGCGCAAAAGAGGAUGUUUCCGCCGACUGAGAAUCCAAAAACUGUUUACUGAGUUUUUGAAAUGAGCGAAAAACUGUUUACUGAGUUUUUGAAAUGAGCGUGUGCUCGUGUACGAGUAUUGGAACACGAGUGUUUGUUUGUUUUCUCCUCUUCUCAG
This is a messenger RNA of Misgurnus anguillicaudatus (oriental weatherfish), 4241 nucleotides long. RefSeq names its product potassium voltage-gated channel, KQT-like subfamily, member 2b (gene kcnq2b). The record is from RefSeq and is a predicted model, not a curated record. Lineage: Eukaryota; Metazoa; Chordata; Actinopteri; Cypriniformes; Cobitidae. Gene Ontology annotation, biological process: potassium ion transmembrane transport. Gene Ontology annotation, cellular component: membrane; voltage-gated potassium channel complex. Gene Ontology annotation, molecular function: voltage-gated potassium channel activity.